GCCGGUGAAAGGAUCGGACGGUCGGUCGGUACACAUACACACACCGCCUCGCUCACCACCCGUCCCCGCCACGCUACGCCACCCCAGGAUACAUACCGUAGUGUGACCCCAUCCCCUGUGUGUUGUAGUCACUUUAGUGUGUGUGUGUGUGUGUGUGAGUAAGCGUUGAUACUCACCACCACCACCGCCCAGUGUUCCUCUACACACACCUCACCCCACACUCCAGGCAGUAGCGUAGAGCGGUAGAGGCACCCACGACCACACUAGGCAGGACCUCUGACACCACUACACCAACACCCCUCGACUAAAUCAUUCCUGUACGAGGUGUGAGGACACUUGAGAGGUGGUGACCUGGACACUGGGGGUCAGCUAAGGUCAGAGGCAGGAGGAGGAGGAGAAGAAAGGAGGAGGAGGAGGAGAAGAAAGGAGGAGGAGGAGGAGGAGAAAGGGGGAAGAGGACAAGGAGGAAGAGAAGGAGCAGCAGUAGUGUCAGCAUCAGGAGACGACAUUAAGGGAAUCCAUACAUUACUUCACACACACACACCCCAUCGGACCAUGCAGGAACAGGGCAUGACAUGGGUGGGGGUGACCUGCCUCGUGUUCAUUCUAGGCUGUUUCUGGGAAGCGACUGCUGCUGCCCACGAUGUCAAGCCUUGUUUAUCUCCCUCACUGAUGGAUCAACACAUACAAGACAUUGGAGAUGAAAGCUUGAGGAAAAGUCAGAAUUUGUUUAAAGACAAGACUGAGGAGGAGAUAGACAACAACAAUGGGGUGACUGUUGACAAGACGGGACACCACAAACGAGUGUUUCUCAGUCGCGGCUGGGGACCGGGUGGCUACGAGGCACCGCCACCACCCCCACAGAGGUUCGUGCGACGCCCGCCAGCACUUCACCCACCACGUGCAAAGAUCCACGAAAAACCACCAACUACAGCCGUAGGUGGUAACGGUGGUGCCUGGUAUGCAGCCCUGGUGUCCCCUCACCGACAAGAACAAAUUCAGCAGAAGCCUCAGUAUCGUCAGUUCCACUCAAUUUUCACCUCUGGAAACUGGAGCCCAUUAGGAAAGCGCGGCGGAAGUAUUAACGUCAUCGAUGCUUUUGAGAACUCCUUGAGGAAAUAUAAAGAUAAUGAUAAAAAAUGGCUGGGAUUUCUCCUCGAUAAAGAAGACGACAACGUGACCACAGGUGAAGAUAAACGAAGUGGAGUGUUUGUGUCUUCAGGCUGGGGAGCUGGAGGUUCCUCUCCCGUUAGACACCAUACUCCACGAGCAGCUUGAGACGCUAACCUAACCUGGGGUGUGGUGGUGGGUGGGUUUAGGUAUAACAAGCAGUGGCAACAGUAAUGAGGAGUGGUAGAGUAUUCCCCAGGAGGAUAAAACCUUCACCCAUGGAUGUGGUCAUAUGGGCUGAUGAGGUGCUUCACUUUCACUCUCAUUAACAUACCAGUAGAACGGUUAACUCCCUCUAUAGUUCAAACAAGGUAACUCAACACUACCUAUUAUUUAAGAGGUGUUCACAUCACUCAUUAAAGCACUAAGCUUAAAUUCAUAGUGACUAAUGAGACACUCUCCCCAACAUACUCCUAUUCAAAUUGUAAUUUUUCCCCUAACUGCAGAAAUACUUUUAGGAAUCCCAAGUUUUUUUGAUGAAUAAAUAAUUUGCAAACAUAAUCUCACCACUAGUCAAAAUGUACCUCUUUGACAAAUACACUCCUCUCAUCAUGAAGCAAAUACAGUAUACAUCAAGAAUGGGUACUUAAUGUUUGUUAAAUAUGUAAAUCUUGUAAAAUGGAAAAAACAAAUAAUAAUAGAAUAAUGGCUGAAGAUGUACAAGUUAUGAGAUAACACACAGUAAUUUAUGUAACAGGAAACCCAAGUCAUAAAAAAACAAGAGAAUAAAAAAAAUAUUCUUGUAUCAACCAUGAAAAUAUGAUCAAUAAAAAUUGCAUUACA
Messenger RNA from Homarus americanus (American lobster), 1953 nucleotides. RefSeq lists its product as uncharacterized. NCBI's taxonomy places the organism in Eukaryota, Metazoa, Arthropoda, Malacostraca, Decapoda, Nephropidae. The coding region runs from base 556 to 1278 and encodes 240 amino acids. The record is from RefSeq and is a predicted model, not a curated record. The transcript has 4 exons.